Solanum pennellii is the source of this 2677-nucleotide messenger RNA. RefSeq names its product receptor-like serine/threonine-protein kinase At2g45590. Gene Ontology annotation, molecular function: ATP binding; protein kinase activity. The transcript has a single exon. NCBI's taxonomy places the organism in Eukaryota, Viridiplantae, Streptophyta, Magnoliopsida, Solanales, Solanaceae. The record is from RefSeq and is a predicted model, not a curated record. Gene Ontology annotation, biological process: protein phosphorylation. The coding region runs from base 501 to 2555 and encodes 684 amino acids.
UUUUGUGUAGCAAACGUAGUAGACAGUACACAGAGAGAUGAGAAGAUAAAGAGUACACACAGUCACACAGUACUCACAUUACACUCUAUUGUUUGUUCCUUCUUCUCCCAUUAGUCCUUUUCCUUAAAACAGAUCUUUCUCCAUCAACAAAUCACUACCAGUUUCUUGUUUUUGUUCCUUCUUCCCCCUCAAACCUCGAACUCCUUUUCAUUCUUUGAAAUAACAUAACUAAUCUCUCUGCAAAAUAUGGAUCUUUAACUUAAUUCCAAGAUCCCCCCUUACUGAUCAAGAAAAUGCACACACCAUUCCCCAUUCUUGUUAUCUCAUAAUAUGUCUGCAAAAAUUGGUUCUUUAACUCUGUUUAUCACCAUUCUUCUUCCAUUGUAACACAUCCAAGAUUACCCCUUUCUUCCCCUCAAGAGAUGCCCACCAGUCACACACUCAAAAGUCCUGCAAAUAUGCAUGGUUAACUCUUCCAAGAUUACACCUUUACUCAAGAAAUGCCUCCAGAGAAUCCAUUUUCACCUCCCCUAACACCCCUUCCUGUUUUUCCCACUACCUACCUCAUAAGCCCACCCCCACCACCCUCCUCCAACCAUCACCAUUCUCAUUCUCCUCUCAUCCCACCAUUCAUAGCUGCUGCUUUUGCCUUGACUUUCUUCAUUGUUGCUGCUAUCAUUUACCGCAAAGUGUCACGCAACAGGACUGUUCCUGCAGAUCUGAAGUCACCUCCACCACCUCAUAAGUUUACCUACUCUGUCGUCCGCCGUGCUACCGGGUCAUUUACAGCUGCUAAUCGUCUUGGACAAGGUGGAUUUGGGUCUGUUUACAAAGGUGUUCUUCCAUCUGGACAGGAGGUAGCUGUGAAGCUCAUGGAUGCUUCUGGCUCCCUCCAGGGCGAGAGAGAGUUUCACAAUGAACUCACUCUCGCCUCGAGGAUAGACACUACGUCUUGCAACUACGUAGUGCCUAUCCUCGGAUUCUCCUCCGAUGAACAUAGUUAUAAACACCACUGUUCUAGUCGGAGGAGAAGAUUAGUUCUUGUUUAUGAGUAUAUGCAUAAUGGGAGUCUGCAAGAUGCUUUGUUAGAUCGAAAGUGUCCUGAGUUAAUGCAAUGGAGAAAGAGAUUUGAUAUUAUAAGUUCCAUUGCAAAGGGUGUUGAGUAUCUUCAUUACUCGUGUGAUCCUCCUAUAGUACAUGGAGAUAUCAAGCCCUCUAAUAUAUUGUUGGAUUACCAUUUUGAUGCAAAAAUAGCUGACUUUGGCCUAGCACAGUCUUUGAUUAAAGAUGAUCAAGUUGUUGAGUCUUUCAUUGAAGACGAGGAGAGAGUUGAAAAGGGGGCAAAAAGAGAAGUUUUUGAGAAUGUGGAGGAAAAUGGGUCGAUUGUUGAAGGAAAUGAGAGUGUGGUCACAGAUGACGUUGUGAUCAAUGUGGAUCAGUUGCCGGAGAGUUGUUGUGUGAGGGUGUUGGAUGGGGAAGUGGGAGGGGUGUCACCUGAGGUGGGAGUUCCAUCAGAGGGGAUCGAAAAGACUAGUGUUUCUGAGGGUUUUUUCGACGGGGUUAGUGUGGAUAGUGGUGUUUUGAAAGGGAUUGGGAGGGCAACUAGUCAAUCAGGUAGAGAUUGGUGGUGGAAACAGGACAAUGUGAAUGGUGGAUCAGAUUCUGGUAGGAUUAAGGACUAUGUGAUGGAAUGGAUUGGUAGUGAGAUCAGAAAAGAGAGGCCUAAGAAGGAUUGGAUUGCGACCACGAGUGCAGCAGAGGACAUUACAAAAGGAGGGCAACAGAAGCAAAGAAAGAAGCUUGAAUGGUGGGCAUCUUUGGAUGAGGAGAGAAUGAGGAGAGAAAAGAAGAUUCGGAAGCCAAGAGAAUGGUGGAAGGAAGAGUUCUGUGAGGAGUUAGCCAAGAAAAAGAAGAAAAGGGAUCUCAAAAGUGGAGAAAUGUGGUGGCAAAGGGACGAAGAGGUAGCGCCUGAAAGAAAGAGGAGGAAAAGCAAGGGAAGUAGGAGCAGCAUUGAUUGGUGGCUUGAUAGUUUCAGUGGCGAGUUUCGGAUUGGAAGACGAAGUAGUCAAGAUUUUGCCAGUGGAGAUAUUCCCAAGAGUGGAGGUGUGAGUAGUACCCCCAGUAUGAGAGGAACAGUUUGUUACAUCGCUCCAGAGUAUGGCGGUGGAGGGCAGCUCUCAGAGAAAUGCGACGUGUACAGUUUUGGCGUUUUGUUAUUGGUUUUAGUCUCAGGGAGAAGGCCACUCCAAGUUACAGCUUCUCCUAUGUCAGAAUUCGAGAGGGCUAAUCUGGUUUCAUGGGCUAGGCAGCUUGCUCAUUCGGGCAAGCUUUUGGAUCUUGUUGAUUCCAAUAUUCAGUUACUGGAUAGAGAACAAGCAUUGCUUUGCAUCACUAUUGCACUACUCUGUUUACAGAGAUCACCUAACAAGCGCCCAACAAUGAAAGAGAUUGUUGGGAUGCUUUGUGGUAACUCUGAGCCACCCCACUUGCCGUUUGAGUUUUCCCCUUCACCGCCCUCCAAUUUCCCUUUCAAGUCACGGAAAAAGGCCCGGUGAGUUCACGAGUGCUCGAUUUACCAUUUCACUGUUCAAUGUAAACUUCAUGUAUUAUUGUGUAGAAAUUGUUAGAAGAAAAGCAAAAUGUCAUAAUUUUCUUAUCAGCUUUUUCUUUUGCAUAA